Trichomonas vaginalis G3 is the source of this 180-nucleotide messenger RNA. RefSeq lists its product as uncharacterized. Lineage: Eukaryota; Parabasalia; Trichomonadida; Trichomonadidae. Bases 1 to 180 code for a protein of 59 amino acids. The transcript has a single exon. The record is from RefSeq and is a predicted model, not a curated record.
AUGGACACAGACAUAGGCAUGCACCAAAACCAACACAACAACCAACACAACAACCAACAGUUCAAAACCCUGCACAACAACAACCACAACCAACAGUUCAAAACCCUGCACAACAACAACAACCACAAACAGAGCAAGGACAUAAAAGAAGUAGAGAACAAGGAAACCAAGAAUUCUUAA